Effrenium voratum is the source of this 489-nucleotide messenger RNA. The record is from the annotation of a GenBank genome assembly. Lineage: Eukaryota; Dinophyceae; Suessiales; Symbiodiniaceae.
AUGGCGGUUCCGACAUUCCUGUCCAAGCUCCUCCUUGGGGCAGCAGCAAUUGCAGGAUGCAGCUGUCUGCAGGGCUGUCAGAACAAGACGCUGCUGGCAGCUGGGCCAGCACCGCCGCUGCUGCCAGCACCGCCGCUGCCGCCGCUGCCGCCGCUGCCGCCGCUGCCGCCGCUGCCUUCCAUCGCUCCGUUGCCGACGGUGCCGCUGCCGGCACCGCCGGCGCCGGCACUCGGCGCUGCUGGUGCCAGCCCCCGUCUCAUCGUGCGGAACGCGUGCCCCACACUGGACAUUUGGAUAGCUUCAUCUGGCAAUGUUCCAGCUCCGCGGAACGUCAGGAUAGCUCCCAACGCCGAGUACAAAUACCACAUCCCCGAUGCUGGGCUCAGUUCCACGCGCUUCUGGCCGAAGCUUUGGUGCGACGCCUCGGGCCAGAGCUGUGCCUUAGGUUCCAGUGGCGGAGAUGGCCAGGAUUGUCCCAAAAACGGCUGA